This is a messenger RNA of Hypanus sabinus (Atlantic stingray), 321 nucleotides long. Its product is annotated as thioredoxin-like. NCBI's taxonomy places the organism in Eukaryota, Metazoa, Chordata, Chondrichthyes, Myliobatiformes, Dasyatidae. The record is from RefSeq and is a predicted model, not a curated record. The transcript has a single exon. The coding region runs from base 1 to 321 and encodes 106 amino acids.
AUGGUACUGAGACCCAUCAGGACCCGGCGGCAAUUCGCGACCUUGCUGGAGGAGGAAGAGGAGAACCUGGUCGUCUUCUUCUUCGCGGCGCGGUGGUGCAACAACUGCGCCAGCAUCAAGCCCUUCCUCCGGAUGAGAUCGGACCAGCACCGCGACGUCAUCUUCGCUGAGGUCGACGUGGAUGAGUCGGAGGAGCUGGCCAGGGCAGUGGGCAUCACCUGCAUGCCCACUUUCCACUUCUACAGGUGCCAGGAGAAGGUUGGGGAGUUCUCCGGGACCAAGAGGGAGAAGUUGGAUCGCCUGAUAUUGCAGUUGAAAUGA